Molecule: messenger RNA, 3603 nt
Organism: Verticillium dahliae VdLs.17
Lineage: Eukaryota; Fungi; Ascomycota; Sordariomycetes; Glomerellales; Plectosphaerellaceae
Exons: 3
Coding region: 1-3603 (1200 amino acids)
Source: RefSeq, a predicted model, not a curated record
AUGGAGCAUGUUCACGGCGUCGACGUCAGCUGGAUGACCCACGGCUCUCCAAAAGGUGACUCCCACCUCUCUUGCGGCCUCCUCUCUCGGGAAACCCCACGAUCCUCUCCAGCGUCCGUGGGUUCUGACGCUCCGUCACCGACUACACCCAGUUCUCCCGUCGCUGCCACCAACGGUAGUAGCACCAACGGCCACAAUGUUGCUGAGAAUGGCGCCUUGCCAAAGCCCAUCCCCACGACUCGACCUGGCGUGAGAAGAACCGAAUCGAGCGAGAAGCCUGGGCCCAACGGCACACCCCCGCAUCGCAGGAACUCGUGGUUCUCCAGCAUAUCCUCCAAAUUCUCCUCGUCCCCAAAUCCAAGCACCACCGCCCCCAGUAGCAGUCCGAUCGCCCAGCAGCCCCAGACCACCCCGCCCAAGGACACCACACCAGCCCCGCCCAAAGCGGUGCCCAGCAGAAAUGCCGUCCUUCAGCACGCGACCAAGCCCGAUGGCGACCUGCCCUACACACCAGCUCCCCCUAGCCGCGGCCAGUCCAGUUUCCUCGGCGUCUUCCGCCGUCUGUCUUCCUCCGGCGGCGCUCUCCACAACAGCCAGAGGGGCAAUCACGGCCUGGUCGAAAGGAAGAUUCUAAACGUCGACCGAAAUCGGGAGCGCUGUGCCAUUGCUGCGCUUCACCAGGCCAAGCUCCGGAGGGUCGCUUUCAGUGUUGACGUCGAAAUUGCACCCAUGCCCAAGUACACCGAUGCGGAAAAUGGUGUCAAGUCGACGGUCCCUGCCGACAAGUCCACGAAGCGAAAGCUGACGGAAAAGGGCGAGGGUGAGGCGCUUAAGAACCCGAAAACGAUCGAGGAACAGAAGGAGCAAGAAGGCGUCGUUAAGGCUACUGGAGAGCAGGUGCCGAAAGAGCCUGAAGAGGAAGGCAGCGAAGUAGCUCAGCAGCAACAGAAACAGGAUGUCGCGGCCAACGCUCCUACGCUCGCCGACAAGGAGCGUGAGGCUAGGAAAAAAGAGAAGAAGAAGAAGAGCGAGGAGGAGCGCAAGGCUCGCAAAGAGAAGAAACGAAAGCUGGCCGAGGCAAAUGGAACCGUCCCCAUGGAAAUCCAUCUCGAUGACAGCGAUUCCUCCGGCGAAGUCUCCCCGGCGGCCCCUCCUCCUGUCGAGGCGCCUAAAACCACGGCGUACCCAACCACGAACCCCGUUAGGAUAUACAGGCGAUGCUGCCAACUUCGGGAGACGCCGAUCCUAAAGAGGAUUACCGAACAGCUCAUUGACCCCGCCAACCUUUCGUCCGACGUUGGUGUGGUGGAGAAACUAGACUUGACUGGUUACUGGAUGCAGCUGCCCGACCUAAUCACCCUUGGCGAUUACCUCGCCGUGGUCCCCGUCAAGGAAGUAAUUCUUGAAAACUGCGGACUCUCAGAUGAGGGCUUACGGGUUAUUCUCGCUGGACUACUCGCUGCCAGGCGGCCAGAGAGCAGGAGACGAAAACAGGUUACUCACCCUGAAGGUCUCACUCGACAAGGUGGCGUUGUUGAACGGCUGGUACUGAAGAACAACAAGCUGGGCGUCGAUGGCUGGAAGCAUACCUGUCUGUUCAUCUAUCUUUGCCGGACGCUGAGGCACCUGGAUCUGUCUAUGGUCCCUCUACCACGACCCGUGUCGCCCAAGACCCAUCCUGGUCAUCGGCCUCUUCACUUGCCUCAUCUCCAUCACCAGCCUGAAGAGAUCACGCUGGCUUCCUUGUUCUCUAAGGCUGUGGGACAGCGCCUCGCAGGCUCAACCUUGGAGCUGCUACACAUUGGAGGCAUUGAACCGACAUCAGAGGAACUCGGCACCAUCAUUGAUGGCGUCAUUGAGUGUGGGGUGAAGCGAUUGGGCCUUGCUCAUAACAAUAUCGACGACAAGGGCUUGGAACAUGUUGCGAGGUGGGUCACCAGCGGCAACUGUGUAGGCCUUGACCUCGGCGGCAAUGACCUGCGGGAGAACCUCGAAGUGUUUGCCAAUGCUAUUUCAUCAGACUCUCCACUUUGGGGUCUUAGUCUGGCAGAAUGCAAUCUACGCGCGGGGACUUUGUGCAAGAUCCUACCCAAGCUCGUUCCUCUGGACAAUUUCCGUUUCAUCGACCUUUCACACAAUCAGGACUUGUGCAGAACGGAGCCGAGUGCCAUCAGCCUACUGCGAAAGUACCUCCCCAAGCUCGAAAACCUCAGGAGGAUUCAUCUAGCAGACGUGGCGAUGUCAUCUGAGCAGGCCAUUGCACUAGCUGAGAUCCUACCCGAAGUGCAAAAUCUCGCUCACAUUAGCUUCCUCGAGAACCCUGAUCUCGUCAAUUUGGCCGACGCCCAGACUGAGGAGUCUCAGGAAGAAGCAUGCGCCCUCUAUGCAUCUCUCCUGGCUGCCACCCGAGUGUCGAACACAAUGGUCUGUGUCGACAUUGACGUCCCCAGCGAACGAUCGGGCGAGAUCGUCAAGGCGAUGGCUAAGCAGGUUGUGGCGUAUUGCUUGCGUAACUUGCAGCGCUUCCCCAUUGCGGAAAUCAGCUCUGCCGUUCAAGCCCUCUCGGACGGUCAGGAUGCACCGGCUGGACAGGAUCCGCCAUAUCCCGAUGUCCUUGCCCAUCUUGUCGGCCACGACGUUCUCAAUCAAUACGAAGUUGCGUCCGACGACGAGUCUGCUCCUGAUGACGACUACGUUAUUGGUGGUACAGGCGUGGUGAAGGCUUUGACCUGUUGCCUCAAGAACAGGGGCGACGAAUCGAGGAGGCAGUCUGGCGAGCUCAUCAGAGAGGUUGAGGGCGGCAUCACGCUACCCGCCAUUCCCCAGCCGAGGCUGCCUCACGGCAAGGCCAAGGUCAUGUCAAAGCACCUACUCGCGAGUGCCCGAAAGAUCAGGGUGCGCCUGCAGCCAGCCAUUGCGCGGGCCAAGAACAACGCGAGCGACGAGGAGAAUUACCGCAAGCUGAUGUUCCUGGACACAACGCUGGCCAAUAUUAUCAAGCGGUUCGAGGACGAAUUUCCGGACACACGCGUCGACGAAUCGACCGAACAGGCAGUGGCCGACGCCGCGUCGGCCAAGUCCGAUCAACUUGGCACGUCGUUGUCGUCCGAGCUCGACCCAGAGCAAAUCGCCAUCCCGUCGGAUCCUGAGGACGACCUCGACCUCCAAGUGCGGCCCAGCGUGUCGCGCAGCAAUUCAAUCAUGUCGCACACGUCCCGCGCGCUUGCCGAUGAGGAGGGUCGCAUACUCCGCGCGGGUCACAAAUUCCGCUCCGGCAUCAUCAAGCCCGAGCAUUACGGCCUCCUCAACAGCCCAGACGAGCUCAGCUUUGAGCCAAAGCACGAGGCGUCCAUGCUGGACAUGGUCGAGGAGCUUGAUGACCCCGCGCUCAGCCGCAAGGCCAAGGAAAAGGGCAUCAUUCGCCUCUUUCGCGAGGACAGGGUGGAGAUCUCCGAGGCCCUGCGCCGCGUGGACCCAGAGUACUGGGAGCGCUUCGUCGAGAGCCAGGAGAAGGCGAGGGGGAACGUGCAGGUGUCGUCGGUGACGAACGGGGCCGUCAAGCCCGCGCAGGGGGACGAGAGCGCCGUCGUUGACGAUGCUUGA